AUGCUCAACUUCGUUAUCGGCGUCGUGAUGAUGAUGGUGUCUUUCAUCAUGAGCGUGAUUGGAUCCACUUCGGACGUUGACUCGGUUCUGGUCUUCGUCUGCUGGCUGGUCGUGACCGCUAUUGAGUACAUGGCGCUCGCAGUCUACCUCGACUACAGGAACACGUUCCCAAAGGUGACGAAAGAAGUUGAGGACGUUGACGACAGGGAGCUUGAGAUCGAUGAAGACGUCAAGAAAGAAGUCAAGUCAAGGCAGUUGUUUCAUUGCCAGAAUAUACGAUAUGUGUAG
Molecule: messenger RNA, 288 nt
Organism: Phytophthora nicotianae INRA-310
Lineage: Eukaryota; Oomycota; Peronosporomycetes; Peronosporales; Peronosporaceae
Exons: 2
Coding region: 1-288 (95 amino acids)
Source: RefSeq, a predicted model, not a curated record